This is a messenger RNA of Lutzomyia longipalpis, 4095 nucleotides long. It is a transcript of the gene Cc2d2a, whose product is annotated as coiled-coil and C2 domain-containing protein 2A. Bases 1 to 4095 code for a protein of 1364 amino acids. Gene Ontology annotation, biological process: protein localization to ciliary transition zone; non-motile cilium assembly. Gene Ontology annotation, cellular component: ciliary transition zone. NCBI's taxonomy places the organism in Eukaryota, Metazoa, Arthropoda, Insecta, Diptera, Psychodidae. The transcript has 6 exons. The record is from RefSeq and is a predicted model, not a curated record.
AUGUCUGGCCAGAAGUUCAAAGAGAAAAUCCACGAGAGAUUCAUCAUGAAGAAGAGGGAAGCCACAAUGAGUCAUUCCCCGACAAACAUUCCAAUCCCAGCAAGUCGAAGGAUCAGCGCUGUGUACCUCCGGGAGGAGACUGAAAUUCAGAAGAUUCUGCACUCUCAGCCACCUCCAGGGGAGGGGGAAAUGACUCAAACAGAGCGUGAGAUUGCAUUCUUCACAACGGCAAUCUCUGCUGAGGACGAGGAGCCCGAAUAUACGGAUGUUCAGCAGCAAUCCGAUGGGAAUUUAACGGAAGUCUCGGAGAGAUCUCUCCAUUCGGGUUCUCCUGGUCCAGGACGUGACAUUCAGGAAUCCCCAACACAUCUCGCAUCAUCCUACGUUCAAAUGGAUGAUCAUAUGCCGCUGUUUGAGCGUGUGAAGAUCCCUUUUGUCUACGAUAGAGAACUCCUGACCACUUUCGACGAAAGCUGGCGACUUUCCCGACCAAAUGUGGAGAGUACCGUGAGGAAUGUCGAGGAAGAGGGUCUCUAUAGACCUGAUAUUCCCAUGUCUCAGAGAAAAAUGCAAUGGUUUGAUCAGAUGGCAGAGGAAAGGGUUCAAAAUGCCGAUGAACCGAAUGAUGUGCGUCCCUUCCUCGAGAUCCCGGAACUCCCCAAUCCAGAGAACAUCCCCACGGUUUUCCUCUGUCUCAAGGAAGAGAACUUAAGCUACUCCCCCUACAUGCUAGAUCACAAAAUCCUCACUAUUCACAUCUCUAAAAUCCAUUUUGCGCAUCAUCCUCUCUUUUCUGAAGAACACGUCCUAGCUCAGAGAGUUGAGGAUCUCUUUCAUGCCUAUCGAGAGUUGCAAAAAUCUGAUUUAGCUGGAAAGUACCGUCAAAGCCUCAUCACACUCCGGAGAAUAACAAAGGAGCUCCAGAAGGACUCUAAAACUGAUCCAAUUGCAUCAAAAUUAGCCAAACAUCGGGAGGAAUUGCAAAAAACGCGAAAUAAAUUGCACGAAGAGGAGCAAAAGGUCAGGGAGAACCUCAAGGAUCUCCUCAGUGAGUACAAGAAAUUGAAAAGUCUGCGGGAAAAGCAAAAAUUCAAUCUGACCACGACAAAAUUGGCAAUUACGGCAAUUGAGACGUCAAAGGAGGAAGAUGAAGCUGCAUUUGAGAGAGAUUUUAAUGAAGAACUAGAGGAGUUGAUCGAGGAGGCGUUCCAGGAGUACCUGGAUGAGAAGAAAAAAUACAAAGAACUCGUAAAAUCCAUCAAGGAAGACGACAAAGUUCCAGAUCCCAUUGAGAAGCCCAAUUCUGAUGAGAUUAAAAAGAAUCUUCAGGAAAUUUACUCAAAAACCCGAAGAGGUGUCGGUGAGCCAAUAGUUACGGUAGCCCUGUCGAAGAUCGAGAGAUCAGACGCGAAGAAUAAUCCAAAAGAAGCUAAUCGAGUUAGGAAAUUAGAAAAUACAAAGUUUCUCAUAAAAAUUUCACUAAAUGACGAUGUUGUGGACAUUGUAAGAGAUCUUCACAGUGACGAUCGUUUCGAGAUCGCAGUCAAUACAUCAAUCUCAGUACGAUUGAUACGAAAACUUCCGGAGAAGAUCAAGUUGCAGAUCUUUGAAGCACAAACUAUGAUUCCUCGUUUCAAGAUUGCCUCAAUAGCGCUUCCGCUUCCUGAAGAUCGCGAUCUCUACGAUGAUUGCCCCAUCAGAACUUUUCCCUUUGCCAACGAUCGCGAUGUUCCAAGUGAUGUUGGAGUUGGAAGUGGGAAGUAUUGUCAAAUUGAGGGGAUCAAGGAUCUCUAUACUCGUGGAAAGAUUUACCUUAAAAUCGGUUGGGCACAGAAAGGAGAAAAGGAUGAUCACCAAUCGGAAAUUCAGGAUCAUCACGUGCGAGCUGCAGCAAGAAAAUGGCGUGAUAGUCACUGGGAUCCUCUUGAUCCUGAAAAUAAUUUCACCUCAAUGCACCAAAUAAAUGAUCGCUCUAAUGCUACAGUUGAUCAAAUUCCCCUCACAGACAUUCAAGAUGAUGAGAAACUCACAUUCUGUCCACCGGAAGUUGUUGAAAACAACACAAGGCUCAACUUGUUGAUUGAACGAGCCAGACUCACUGCACAGUUCAAGGAUAUGAAGCUAAUACCUCAGGAAGAGCGCGAGAUUCAGCUGAGAAAGGACAGCAAGAUCAUUGAUGAGACAUUGGGAAUGGAUCCAAUUGAUUUGUCUCGUCAUCAAGGGAAGAAAGCCAUCCUCAAGAUAUUCUCAAACAUUGCUCAGAUUAAUGAAAUUGCAAACAGAGAAAAUGAGGAUUCUAGACUACUCUUUAGGGAAGACGCUCCAUCACUGAGGGCACUUGGAGAGGCAAUUCUGGGAUUUCUGGGGACAAAGAGACCCCUCAAACCAAUGAUUAAGAGAAAUCAAUCAUUGAAGCCAACCUGCCGUCUCGAUGACUGCGACAAAUUCACGAUCACCGUUAACGUAGCUAGAGCCUUUGGGAUACCUUCUCGUACCGAUGAUCCACCUCAAUCAGUACGCCGGAGCAGUAAUUUGUCAUCAACUCAACAGUCAUUUAGGACUGUUAAUGUUAGGCCGUACGUGGUUGUAAGUUUCAAGGAUAAAACAGCUAGGACCUCAACAGCUGAAGGCUCUAAUCCAACAUGGAAUGAACAGCUACAGAUUCCAAUAAACUUGAAAAUGGAUCAACUGAAAGGACAUCUUUGCAUCCAACUGUUCGACGAAUAUAUUGACGAUUUGCUUGAAGAUGAUCGCGUUGGGAUGUCAGAAAUCUAUCAGAGGAUCUCAAGGAAAUGGAUUGGAGAACUGAGAAUUCCCAUAACGAGCAUUUACAUGAAUCAAAGGAUUGAAGGAACAUUUGAAUUAAAUUCUCCAAAAAUCCUCCUUGGCUACUCAAAAGCAUCGCUGAAUACCGGAAGUUUGGCAAUGUUCUCGGAGAAUCUUCCAGAUACCAGAGGACCUAUCUACCUAUCUUUAUUUGUGGGACUGGAACCUAACUUCGAUAUACCCUACUUUACAACAAGGCACCUCGAAUGCAUUGAAUCGGAUCAAGUGAAGGCCACCAUCCAGUACUGGUGCAUGGAGUUUUCCAAUGAAUUUCCCCAUCGUUUUGCUGAUCCUCUCGUUACGUUGUCAACGGGAAAGCGCGUGACGGUGACAAAGCUUUUGGGUUCUCUGGAAAUUCCUUUUGAUCUCAGGGAAGCAUCCAGUGAUUGCUUGAUUAGGCGCUUUGUCUCUCUCAUCCCAGUCCUGCAGACAACGGAUCCAUGUAGCCAGUUGACUGGAGUUUGGCUGACAAAUAGUGAAAUUCUCAGCAAUUUCUACGCAACCCCAAAGGACCUUGCUGUCCUCCUCACGUGCUUCUACAUCAAUUUAGAUUACAACGUUUGGUUGGUUUUUGGUGAGGAACGCGUCACGGGACCCACCUGCUACGUUCUUACGAGAGAAAGUGGCACAUUUUACCUUAUUGAUCCCCCAUCGGGAAGGAAGUUUAGCAGCAGUGACACGUACUGUCCCCUCGUGAAGGUCUCCCUUCUGGCCAAUCAACACAAUGUCUGGGGAAACAUACAGAGUGAGAAGCGUGUGUACCUCACGCAAUUUGACGUGAAGAAAUCCGUCGAUUGGAGGCCAGUCUUCCGGAAGACCAUUGACAUCCCCGGAGAUUUCCUUCAGGACACAACGUACGAGUACAAGAGAACAUUCCCCAUUUCUGAUUUGCAGAAAAUGAUUGAGAUGAAGCUGAUGAAGAAGAUAAGUCAGUGGCGUGGACAUCGAAAAACAAUCUGGAAUCGCUUCCUGCGUGAUCAGCUCCGGAGUAUCCUUGUUGAAUUGGAAUCCUCCACGAGCAAUGAGUUGAGUGUUGAGGAGCAAAUGGAGAAAAUUAAUGUUUUCCUCAUGACAUUUAGGGCAGCAGGAUUCCCCCUGAAUGUCCCCUACUACAGCCUCUCGCAGAUUGUGGAGCGUGUCAAGAGCACCGGGAUGCACUUGAAUCUCGACAAUCGCGUGGAGUUUGCUCUUGCCGUGCACAUUCAUCCGUAUGAGAAUUGUAUCCUUUCCGUGUGGAUCUUCCUGGUGUCCCUCCUGCCAAAGAUUUAA